AGAAAUCGUUGUUUCAGCAUCAACAGCAACCAAAGAAAUAGAAUUGCAAUGGAUUGUCAUUCAAGCGGAGACCCAAAGACCGGAGCAGCAUCUGUCAGGUGCGGAGUGAUGACUGGAGAUGAGCAGGCAAAUGCACGGGCCGGAGUCUUUGCAACGACCAACAGCAGUGCAGGACCCGUCACAAAAGGCGUGUAUGGAGCAGUAAAUGCCGAUGGCCAUAGUCUCUCCUUGCAACAUGGACACACGCAAGGAUUUGGUAGCAGCACAACUGUCGCAGCACAGGCCAAUCUAUUCCAGAACCAACAAGCAGCCUUGAAUGCCACCGCUCACCACACUCACACACGCACCCACGAUCAAUUUGGAGGUGGACUCAAUUUGCAGACCGCUGGUGGCCAUUCAGCUGCACUGGGAGUCAAUCAUAUACCACAGUUCAAUAUGACGACCAUGCAGGCCAGUGGGCGAGCCAACCUAUUGACAUCUCCCAGUGGCAAUCUCAAUUUGGAUGCCACAGCAAAUGCUGCACGCCACAUGAGCGGUCCAUUUAGAGGCAAAUCCGAUUUUGGCGGUGGACUCAACUUGAAUUAUAAAUUUUAACAAGAUGUAAUGAAAUUAUAUAAAAAUAAUUACAUGUAUUAACCAAAUUAA
Messenger RNA from Drosophila innubila, 645 nucleotides. RefSeq names its product attacin-A. The record is from RefSeq and is a predicted model, not a curated record. Gene Ontology annotation, biological process: defense response to bacterium. NCBI's taxonomy places the organism in Eukaryota, Metazoa, Arthropoda, Insecta, Diptera, Drosophilidae. The transcript has 2 exons. Gene Ontology annotation, cellular component: extracellular region. The coding region runs from base 49 to 594 and encodes 181 amino acids.